Messenger RNA from Penicillium hordei, 492 nucleotides. RefSeq lists its product as uncharacterized. The record is from RefSeq and is a predicted model, not a curated record. The transcript has 3 exons. Bases 1 to 492 code for a protein of 163 amino acids. Lineage: Eukaryota; Fungi; Ascomycota; Eurotiomycetes; Eurotiales; Aspergillaceae.
AUGGCCCAGCGCAACGGUAUGGCAUUAGCAGGUGGAACGGAUCUAAAGCAAUUUGACGAACAGAUGCAACCUAUGGAUAUUGGUCAAGACGAUCUUGAUGCUGAUGAAGACUCCACAUGGGAUCAAAUGAAAUACUCUGAGGAAGCUGAAGACCAAAUAGACAUAUGGGAAUAUAUAUGGGACAUGGGAGAUAGGACCAACAGGGCAUCCUCAUUAUGUUCAUCAAGCUCAGUUGUGUUUCUGAGGACGGAAGAGGAUCCAAGAGAGAUGGGAGGGCAUAUGUCCAAGAUGAAUACUGAUGACAAAGCGGAAUUAAGGCUUGAUGGUCUUCCUUGGCUUUUGAAGCAACUACAGAUACAGCGUAGUGGGCAAAAUGGCGAUUCAGACUCUGAAGAAACAAUGGAAUUAGAAACGAGCAAGGUUGACAUGCCUCAACAGGGUUCGUUGGGGGAAGAAGUUCUAACCAAUCUGGAAGGGCCCGCGGCAGUGUGA